Molecule: messenger RNA, 4797 nt
Organism: Penicillium olsonii
Lineage: Eukaryota; Fungi; Ascomycota; Eurotiomycetes; Eurotiales; Aspergillaceae
Source: the annotation of a GenBank genome assembly
AUGGACGGUCGGCAGCAGUAUGUCCCGGGCCCGCCUUCCUCUCAGGCACACAUGAACCUACCACCUCCUCCGCCCCGACAUCCAUCGGCCCAAGCUCCAACCUUAGUACCGCCCCCUCCUCCUGGGCCGCCCCCAGGGGCAACUUACGGAGCGCCAGCGGGGUGGCAGCAGAGCUGGGGACGACAACAGGCCAAUCCUGGGUUUCCGCCACCCCCACCACCCCCUCUGGCUGCACAAAACCAGCACCUAGCGUAUGGUCGCCCGCCCGCCCAGCUAUCAAUAGUUCCACCACGACACGACCACCAGCCUCUGACAUCCGCAACCUAUAUACCCGGCCAUGAUACCAUUGGCGUUGGCAUCCCGGGUUUGUUCGAUCCCCAUGCCCGAGCUCCUUACGAUCCUUACGCGCACGCCAGCGCUGAGCGACAACGAAUGAAUCUCAGUCAAAUGCAUGAUCAUGUCAACACGUCCGGUCCUUUCAAGACCGACCAAAAUCUUCCACAAACCCCCAGCGGACGAACAAUGGCCCCUUACGCUCUUCACGGCAACAUUCAUGAGCUGUCCCAUGAUAGCCCACAACCCCAUGGCACGCCACAAACCACGGAGAUCACCAAAUCCUCGAGCCAUCGCCACAAUAAUAGUAAUACUUCGCUAGGGGGGCUGUCCCCGAGCGAGGCUGCGAUCCAAUGGCCUCUGGAUAGAGUACUCAUCUGGCUUGCGAGGAACGGAUUUUCUAAUGACUGGCAGGAAACCUUCAAGUCUUUAGAGCUUCAAGGAGUCGACUUCCUCGAGCUUGGUCUGGGAGCUGGGGGGCGAGGGAACCUCGGGAAAAUGCACCAGGUUGUCUAUCCCCAAUUGGCCAAGGAAGUCGGUCUGAACGGCAAAAAAUGGGAACCUAGCCGGGAAAGAGAUGAAGGAAAGCGCAUGCGCAAAUUGAUCCGUCAGAUCCACGACAGUUCGCAGGACUAUACUGUUUCGACACCCGCGAACCAAACGCAGCCGCCGGCGACUGCGUUUCCAGAGAACAGCACGGGUUACUUCGCUCAUCACUUCCCCGAGCCACGCUCCGCAGGGCCCGUGCCUGGGGUCAAUGAUGUUAGCCCAGAGCAUUUGAGCGCAUUGCAAGCUUCAAAUCACAAUCAAAAGCCGACUGGUCAGCGCUCGGUGACCAUGCCAGUUCCCACGGGUCAUGACUCGCCAAGAUAUGAAUCUCCAAGAUACGACUCGCCCGCAAAGGAAACCUCGCACUGGCUUCGGUCCGAUUAUUCUCGCAAUGCCUUGGCGGGGAUCAACAGUGAUCAUCGACGCCAGAGUCCGUCGGUUGGCAGCGAAAGUGGCACUUUCCAAUCCUCCUCGCUGCGGCCACAGGAAAGCCCGCAGAGCGGUAGUCCGGCCCUGCAGCACAUAUCACCUAACUAUGCAGCAUUUUCCUCCUCUGCCGGAGACCUUUCUAUAAAGUUCGAUCAUUCUCGGGGCAACAGUACGGACUCCAUCACCGGUACGGGCCGAGGCACUACGGGUCGGUACUACGACUCUCGUAGACAAGUCCAAGAAGGAACUCGCCCUUUGCCCCACGACGCAUCCGCACGACAGUCGGGUGGUGACACCCCUUCUUCGUACUCGAAGGAGCAUGGCAAAAGUUUCUUCUCUAAUCUUCUUAAGAAGAAAGCCAAAGCCAAUGAUUCCAAUCACCCGUCUCCUGAUCACCAUGAUGACUCGUCGCCCACAACCAGUCCCGAGACCCGCCCAAAUGAGGCAUAUCUCCCUUACUCAAAGCCUGGCUUCAAUGCUAGCGACAUGUCUGUGGGCGAGAGACCUUCCACGUCGCCCACCAAGACCAAAAAAUGGGUCUUUGUGACGAUGGACGGCUCUAACUUCCGCUUAAUCGACAUUACCGAGAUGGACUCGGUUGAAGCAAUGCGUGUUGGGAUUUGUCAGAACAUCGGGGUUGACUGGACUAGUGCCCAGUUCUACCUCACAGAGCCAGGUCAAACUGAGCACGAAGAUGCCAUGAGUGACGCCAACCUCACGCACACCCGCCGAAGCAAGUCCGACGCCUAUGGCUCCCUGAAACUCUUUGUUCGGGGAACUCCUUCGCAUCAUGUAACGCCUCAUACACCGCGCUUCGAUGGGCUGGGUGUUUCUUUCCCUGAUAACAAAUCAAAUCUUUCCCCCACGGCAACCCAUCACCAAGUGCACAGAAAGCCACUAGAUGAAGAAGCACUUCAUAGGAUAUCACCGCAUCGCACGGCGCCGGACUCUCCAUUACUAGGCUCUCGUCAAAACACACUCAAGGCCUCGAAUGUGAAAACGCCUGUGGCAGAUGUCGCACCAGACUCAGCCCAAGGUCCCGAGCCUGACAAAGCAGACCUGCUCGCCCGCCAUGAGGAACACAUGCGAGAGGUUGAACGGAAGCAAAAACAAUACCUGCUCUCUAAAAUGCCGCAGUCUCAACACAACAAGAAUGCGUAUGGAGAUACCGGGUACAGGCGUAACGAAAUCAUUGAUUUUGAUACCCCUCGAAUUUCGCCUUACGACGAAAAGAAGGGAGAGUCGCUGGUGCCACUUCGCAAACCUCCCAUGGCGCCGGUUGAAUCCAACACUCUCACAAAAGUCAACUCUCUUAGUAGGAGGCCUACCACGCGUGAAUCUAGACCUCAACAAUCUGCUCCAGCCCAUGGGUUGGGGGCUGCAAUUGCCAGUGUCGGUCGGAUUACCAGCGCCAUCGGCACGCCGCUUCCUUCCGUGCCAGUUUCCUCUCCUCCUGCCACCGAUACUCGAAACAGUGCAGGCUCGGGGUCCGACCGCCUGGACACAUUUGAUUCUGCGGGUACAAUGUCGAGUCGAACAACUCUAGACUCUUCGAGGCCUUCUUCGAAUCAUACCACAGAGACCGAGCGAUCGUCGGUCUCGUUCGCCAAUCAAUCGCCCGAAAAGCCAUCUUCUAAUCAACCCAGGCCAGGAUUGCAAUCCCGCAAGUCAUUUGGACCCGAGUUCGACUUUGAAGAGAACCAGGUCUCUUUCCAGCGAACUCCCCUGGCCAAUGAAGAAAACGAGGAUGACUCCGACGAUGAUUCCGAUGAUGGCUUGUUCCAGGUCCGACCUUCGAGGGCCCAGGAAGAACAACACGUGGCACCGAAUGAACCCGAGCCUGAGAAGAAGACCGAAAGACCAUCUCUCACAGUGAACACAAAGAACCAAUUAAAGCCAAGUCACUCGGUCAGGUUCAAUACCCCAAGCACUGCUGGUGGUCACAGUGCUAGCGGGGCCUCCGAUGGCCGAGGCCCGUGGUCGAGCACUCAUGGGCCCGUCUCCCCUGAGGACGAGAGACCCGGCCCCCGCCGAGAUUCAUUCGCUCCAGAUGUCUGGGCAAGCAGACCUGCUGUUGAGGGCGUUAUUGAUCACCUUGACGACUUCUUCCCCGACGUGGAUCUUGACGCUCCCUAUCUAGAUGAGCCUGCAUCUCCGAGCAUCAGAGCAAACGCCGAUCACGAUGGCGGCUUCAGAGACAGGAAAGAACAACAUCCCCCAAUGCCACAGCCGGCCAAUGCGGCCAAUGCGGCCAACGUGGCCAAUUCGCAAGCUGACGGAGCUACUGUGUGGCCAUCAGGCUCCGAAAUGUUAGCCAAACGCAGUAUUGCGCGCGGUGGUGGUGGUGGUCUAGGCCGCAUGAAGUCUAUUCGACAGGUAGCCCAGGGAGCGAACCGGACGAAGAGUGUGAAUGCGAGUGGACCUCAAAGAUCGGGCGAUCUCCUGCGCCGCAAGAGUACCAAGAUGUUCGGCGCCAAGAUUAUGCAGAUCAGACCUCGUCCUGGUAGUCGAAUCAGUCAGCUCGAUCCUAUUCCACAAAACAGCAGCCAAGUAGCGCCAAAUACCGGCGCUGUGCCCCAGCGUCAGCCUACUUUCCGCAUCAUUCGUGGUCAACUCAUCGGCAAGGGCACCUUCGGUCGCGUAUAUCUCGGCAUGAACGCAGACAAUGGUGAGGUUUUGGCCGUCAAGUUGGUGGAGAUAAACCCCCGCAUUGCAGGCACAGACAAAGACCGUAUCAAGGAAAUGGUCGCCGCUCUGGAUCAAGAGAUUGAUACCAUGCAGCACCUUGAGCAUCCCAAUAUUGUGCAGUACCUGGGUUGUGAGCGUGGCGAAUUCUCUAUUUCCAUCUACCUGGAGUAUAUUUCUGGUGGCUCCGUGGGUAGUUGUCUACGCAAGCACGGCAAGUUCGAAGAGAGCGUCGUGAGAUCACUUACCCGACAAACUUUGGGUGGGCUGGCAUAUCUCCACGACAAGGGAAUCCUUCAUCGAGACUUGAAGGCAGACAACAUUCUCCUAGAUCUUGAUGGGACAUGCAAGAUCUCUGACUUUGGUAUCUCCAAAAAGACAGACGAUAUCUACGGCAAUGACUCUUCCAAUUCCAUGCAAGGCUCUGUCUUCUGGAUGGCCCCGGAGGUUAUCCAGUCCCAGGGACAGGGCUAUAGUGCCAAGGUCGAUAUCUGGUCACUUGGAUGCGUGGUCUUGGAGAUGUUCGCUGGUCGUCGCCCAUGGAGCAAGGAAGAGGCUAUCGGCGCUAUCUUCAAACUUGGUAGUCUGAGUCAGGCUCCUCCAAUUCCAGAGGACGUGUCAAUGAACAUCAGUCCCGCUGCUCUUGCUUUCAUGUAUGACUGUUUCACGAUUGACUCGUCUGAACGUCCUACCGCUGGAACUCUUCUCACUCGCCAUCCCUUCUGCGAAUCUGAUGCGACCUACGAUUUCCUCGACACGGAGCUGUAUGCCAAGAUUCGCACUCCAGCCCCGGCCCAGUAA